AUGACUGACACAGGCGCAAAGUUUCACUCUGCCCUCUCAAUAACCAAUGUCAAAUCUCUCGUUCCCUUCACAUUGGACAUUGAAAAUGGUCCAUAUCAUUCAUGGGUGGCGUUAUUUAAGGUGCAAGCCCGGGUGCAUAACCUAAUGCAUCACAUUAUCCCCCCUACGGAGACCGCGGCUAAGGCCAAAAUUGAUGUCUUACGGGCAGCUGAUCCAGAACUCUAUGAUCGUCUUGAUGCGGCAGUCCUACAGUGGAUAUAUGGUACGAUCUCUCCUGAAUUACUUCAAGCCAUAUUGGUGAAGGAUGACACCGCGGCGAAAGCCUGGCAGAGGUUGGAGGCCAUCUUUCAAGAUAACAAGGGUUCCAGGGCAACCCAUCUCGAGGAAGAACUUGUUGUUGUCUCUCUCGAAAAAAUUUCAAGUGCGGAGGCGUAUUGCAACCACGUGAAAACCUUGGUGGACAGGCUGACUGAUGUGGAUACUCCGGUGGCAAAUAGUCUCUUUGUCUUGCGGCUCAUUGGUGGUCUUCCAGAGGCCUAUUCUGGCACGGUGGAUUUUGUCCAAAAUCAAGACCCAUUAACAACUUUUUAA
Lycium barbarum (goji berry) is the source of this 591-nucleotide messenger RNA. RefSeq lists its product as uncharacterized. The transcript has a single exon. NCBI's taxonomy places the organism in Eukaryota, Viridiplantae, Streptophyta, Magnoliopsida, Solanales, Solanaceae. The coding region runs from base 1 to 591 and encodes 196 amino acids. The record is from RefSeq and is a predicted model, not a curated record.